This is a messenger RNA of Peronospora farinosa, 663 nucleotides long. The record is from the annotation of a GenBank genome assembly. Lineage: Eukaryota; Oomycota; Peronosporomycetes; Peronosporales; Peronosporaceae.
AUGGCUACUUUUGACCGAGGCGACGAGCUAAAACAACAGGGUAAUUUAUGCUUUCAAAAGGGUAAAUUUCAUGCUGCUAUUGAUAUGUACACGGAAGCUAUUGUCAUGGCUCCAGGUCGUUCGAAAUAUUAUUCAAAUCGUGCUUUAUCUGUUAAAGCACUGGAGACGGCACUUUCGAGUGCAAAAAAACCCAAUACCAUUACGUUCCAGCAAGAUAUUCGGACGGAAUUACAACGAGUUAAAAAAGAGCAAUGGCAUUAUGAACAAAAACAACGACUUGUUCGUCAUGAAGAGGUCAAAUGUCAAUUGGUGCAACUGUUUCAAGCUCGACAAACGGCGGAACUCGUCGAAACGGAAAAAGAGGAUGCUUUGAUGGCAUAUGUGGAACACAUGGCUGCAUGUUUUGAAAAGGAGAUGUAUCCGGGCGAAAUUCCCGAGUAUUUCAUAUGUCCAAUUAGCAUGGAAAUUAUGCAGGACCCUGUGACAACUCCUAAUGGUGUCUCAUAUGAGAGACGAUGUUUGGAAACCCAUUUACAACGUAAUGGAGAGAUUGACCCGUUGACGCGAAAGCAAUUGACAGUCGAUAUGCUUCGACCCAAUAAGUCUCUAUGUGCUGCAAUUGAAGACUAUUUGAAGAAAAAUGUAUGGGCACUCGAGUAUUAG